This is a messenger RNA of Polypterus senegalus (gray bichir), 2348 nucleotides long. It is a transcript of the gene slc29a3, whose product is annotated as solute carrier family 29 member 3. The transcript has 8 exons. Gene Ontology annotation, molecular function: nucleoside transmembrane transporter activity. NCBI's taxonomy places the organism in Eukaryota, Metazoa, Chordata, Cladistia, Polypteriformes, Polypteridae. Gene Ontology annotation, biological process: nucleoside transmembrane transport. The record is from RefSeq and is a predicted model, not a curated record. Gene Ontology annotation, cellular component: plasma membrane; Golgi apparatus. The coding region runs from base 487 to 1869 and encodes 460 amino acids.
GCGGCUAUAUGGGCUGUUCGAUGCGGAAGUAAGCGAUCGGCAAUGUUCAGCACUUUCUUUCGAAGUAGUGGUUUGCCGUAAACCUUAUCGGUUAAACUGUCUUAUGUGGUGCACAGCAGCUGGAAGACUACAACCCUAUCCUGCCACUGGAAAAUGGCAGCUCCCAGAAGGAGGUUAUUUCCUUUCUGAGUCCUUUUGCCAUGUGAUCAUCUGCUAGUGAAGCAGUGUGUACCAUCUCCAAGAAGACUGUUGAAUCAAUAGAGAGCAAAGAAAGGUCAUUAAUUGCAUUUGAGCUGAUUGAAUUUGAAGAAAAACUGGAAAAACUGUGGCGUUGUAAAACAUUUGACUGCUAUAUACUAUGUCAAAAAAAGGAAAAAUGAAGAAAAAAAAUGCCGAUAUUGAGACUGAACUCGCCAUAGCUGCUAAACCUUUGUACACAGUGGCUUCGAUCAGGCAGCAUGGUAUUGGCUGUCACAAAAAGUUGUGAUGGAGACGUUCCAUGGACAGCGAAUCAGUCAAAACCAAUCCGAUGAUUCCAACAGUGAUGACCAGGACCCACUACUCCCUAGUGAAGAUUCCAUACAUAAUCUUUAUGCAUCCAGGCAGAAACCUCAAGACAAUUUCUCUGUAGUUUAUGCCAUCUUUUUCCUCUUGGGUGUGGGUUCUUUGUUGCCUUGGAACUUUUUCGUUACUGCCAAACAUUACUGGACGUACAAACUCAACAGUGGCUCUGGGCCGAGCUCAUCAGAUUUUAGCAAUUACUUUGAAGGUUACCUCUCAAUUGCAUCCACUGUGCCAUCUGUUAUAUGCCUGAUUCUCAACUUCCUUCUUGUGAACAAGAUCUCCCCAACUGUCCGUGUACUGAGCUCUCUGUCUGUAAUGCUUGCUAUUUUCAUAAUCACAACUGUGUUUGUGAAGGUUGAUACCUCAGCUGUGACAAAGGAAUUUUUUAUGGCCACCUUAGUGUGUGUGGCCUGUGUUAGUGGAGCCUCCACUGUAUUCACAGGAAGUGUAUUUGGAGUGACGGGCCGAUUCCCUAUGCGAAUUUCACAGGCACUAAUCUCAGGUCAGGCCAUGGGCGGUACGCUUAGCGCUGUGGCAUCUAUAAUAGAUCUGGCUGCUGGCAAUGACAUCACUGACAGUGCGUUGGCAUAUUUUUUAACAGCAGAUAUUUUUAUUGUUCUGUGUAUCAUCGCUUACUUGCUGUUGAACCGUCUUGCAUACUCCAGGUACUACAUGGCUGGCACAGGGUCGCUUAACCUCCUGCAGUAUGAAGUGAUAGAUGCUGGUAGAGGGACCGAAGAACACCUUAGAAUGAAUUCCAUACCUCCGCUACAGCCAAUUUUAAAGAAGACAGCCAUGUUAGGAUCUUGUGUGUUCUAUGUAUUCUUUAUUUCCAUUAUUGUGUUCCCGGCUGUCUUAUCGGGUAUUGAGUCGGUGCACAAGAACAGUGGCAGCCCUUGGACCACGACUUACUUUACUCCACUUACCACCUUUCUCCUCUACAACAUGGCUGACUUUUGUGGUCGACAGAUUACAGUUUGGAUCCAAUUCCCUGGGCCCAAGAGCAAACUUUUGCCUGUUGCGGUGCUGCUCCGUACCAUCUUUGUGCCACUUUUCAUGUACUGUAACUAUCAGCCACGCAAUCACAUCAAGACAGUGGUUUUCACUACAGAUGUCUAUCCCAUAAUAUUUACCUCCUUCCUGGGUCUCUCAAAUGGUUAUCUGGGGACCUUGCCAAUGAUUUAUGGACCAAAAGUUGUCCACAGGGAUCUGGCUGAAGCGGCCGGUGUGGUCAUGUCUUUCUUUUUAAUGUUGGGACUGGCAGUUGGAGCUGCAUUUUCAGUUAUUAUUGUGCAUUAUAUCUAAAAUGCAAGACAGCAUUAAGGCCACAACUUUAAAAAAAGAGAAAAUGCUAAAAACAUUAGAUCUCUUAACAUGCUGCGUUCAUGUAGCACUUCGGAUUUUAAGCCUGUGGUUUCAAUUUUAACAGUGAACUCAUCCAAGCAGGAUGAAAUACUAUCUGGGAUACCCUCCAGAGGACAAAUACAUGUCACCAUUUUAUCUGCUCAGGUUUUUAAUUUUGGUGUAUAUUAGACAGCCAAAGGGCUACUUAAAUCAUGUUUUAAAGACUUGUUUUAAUUAAGUGCCUUCUUUUGUGGGGUUGGAACCUGAAAAUACAUCAGCCGCUCAUUUGCUUUCAUUCAAGUUUAUUUCCUUCUGGUAUCUGUUGGCUUGUCAAACUGAAUGUAUGACAUAUUCUAGUAAUUUACCACCUUUACUUGACCAUCGGAUGACCUCUCUUCAUAGUGGCCAAUUUAAUUAAAGACAGAUUCUUGUUUUAGUAA